Molecule: messenger RNA, 2247 nt
Organism: Strongylocentrotus purpuratus (purple sea urchin)
Lineage: Eukaryota; Metazoa; Echinodermata; Echinoidea; Camarodonta; Strongylocentrotidae
Product: outer dense fiber protein 3-like
Exons: 4
Coding region: 219-1052 (277 amino acids)
Cellular component (GO): cytoskeleton
Source: RefSeq, a predicted model, not a curated record
CCACCGCACCACGCGCAACUAACUUGUAUUGUUUACGUUGUUUUGUUGUGGAGUUGGAGCGUGUAUUCACAACGGUAUCUAGUAAACUCGUACCGUGUGCACGUAUCUAGGGCAUAAGCCAUAACAUCACAUAAGAUACCGUCAUUAUUCAGCAGGUUAUCGGCAGUAUCACAUGUGUUAAAACAUUUCUUCAAGACUGCUCGAAUUGAUCUGAAAUCAUGUCUCAGCAAGAAGAAAAGACCAAGCAAAAGAAACGGGACAUGAAUGAUUCUCCAUAUGCUCAACCGAUGUCAGCAAAGUCAAAAAAAUCGGCAGAGAAACCUAUUAUUGCUGCUCGUGAGCGUGGUCCCGGACCAGGAAGAUAUGGUCUUCCAUCAACGAGUGGGUUUGUUGCUCAUGACUUCACCAAACACAUGAAACCAGCAUAUUCGUUUGGGCAUCGCUUGGAGAACUCAAUGUUUCAAAAAGAUUGCAGUCCUGGACCCGGCUACAAAAUUCAUUCAGAAAUCACAAGGGUUGGAAAAGAUGGUACUCCAGCUUACUCCAUGCUUGCAAGGCAAAAGGAUCCAAAUACAUUCAUCACACCAUCACCUUAUGCAUAUUCUCCUGAAAAGGUUCAUCCACAGGGUGAAAGACAUGCUCCUGUACAUUCCAUGGGGUCCCGCACGCGCUUCAGGAAACGAGAUCAAGCCCCAGCUCCAAACAGUUACGACUUACCCGUCCUCCUUGGAAGCAAAGUUCCAAACAAGUAUUCAAGUGCCAGUCACUCCAUGACAGGACGCCCCCAUGUGGGCAGCUACUUAGAAGAUCAUGCCAAGUGCCCUGGGCCAGGCAGUCACGAUGCCAUCCAUCCUGAUGUCACAAAGUUCAAGAAGCCCAGUUACUCCAUGCUCGGGCGUCAUGAUUUAGCAAACGACUCUGCUACCAAACCAGGUCCAGGAGCACAUAGCCCAGAAAAGGUGACUGUUAACAAGAGGAAAUAUCCCAGCCAUUCACUUGGGAUUAGACAUUCUGAGUUUGUUUGUCCAUUAAUUGUUGUAGUAAAAGACUAAUAAUGAAUAAAAAACUUUGGAAUCCCAAGAAAACUUGAGAUCUGACUGACAUUUGAGCACCAUGAUUUAUGAAUUUCUUAUCAGUGAUGAAUGAAGUGAUAACUUCCACCGUUUGGAAUAUGGCAAAGCAGUGCUGGUACUGGGCUGAUUAAAAAUAGAUCAAGCAAUAUUCAAUAUUUUAUUGCAAAUAGGACAGUGCGAAUAAACAUCUUUGAAGAAGAUUUGGUUAGUUGUAUUCAUUUUAAUUGAAGACUGCCUAUUAUCAAAUACUGGUACCCAAGCAAAUUUUGAAUAUUUUCUCUAUAAAUUUCUGAUUUGUUAUACAUGCAUUACUUUUGUAAACCAUGAUGCAUUUGUAUCCAAGUAUUAAUAUUGUGCAUCUAAUUCAAUAUUCUUUUAUCAUAUAGACUCAUUUUAGGUUAAUGAAUGAAAGAGUUUUGGAUGAUUUGGUGCUUUCCGUAAUUUCCACGAUAGGAUGUAUACAUACAUUAAUAAUUCUAUGCAAGCGUCGCCACUUUUGUAUGUGUAAUACUCCACCUCAAUACUAUUACUAGUAGGUACAUGUACAUGUAAAUAGUUUCACAGUCUAUGUUCAUUCUGUAUUGACUUCAUUUCUCAUUUACAAUGCCUUGUGCACUUUGAAAAAUACUUGCCAUGUGAGAAUGCAUAGUUAAUCAGGAUGGACAGGGCGUUGUGUAUAAUAUAAUAAUUAUUAUUAAAAAAAACACAUCUUAACACAACUAAGUAUGCUUACACAUGAUUGAUUUCCUCCAACCGGUAUUUAGAAGUUAGGCUGUCAUUGUGUUUGGGUAUAUCAGAACAGAUUCCAAAUGUUUCACUACUGCUAUUGCUGGUGUUGAUCUCUCUGAAAAUAGGUGGGCGUGAAAGUGUGUGCCGAGGUGAUUAUCUAUAUAAGAACAUACAUGUACAUGUAGUAUUAUUCGUGACUGGUACUUUUUUUCCAAGCGAUUGACAUUUUUAAUAGUUCACACUAUGCAUAUAUUUCCAUUUUUCAUUUGCAAUCAUAUAAUUAAUGAUUUGUAUAUAUAUGAACUGUGGCAUUUUUUUUUUUAUAAACAUGCAAUAUUUAUAAAUUUAUUACAUCAAAAUAUGUAUUCAUUCUAUCAAUAUGUAUUCAUAUUGUCAUUGUUUGCUGCAUAUUUUGUCUUCUUUGAAUAAAAGGAAAAAAAUGUAA